AUAAACUUGAAACCAAACAAGCUACAAUGGCUGUGUAGCCACCUGGGUCAUACAACGAGAGUGCGCUUUGACCACUACAGGCAAAUGUCUGGCUUCAUUGAAAGAGUCAAAAUCAGCAAAGUAUUGCUGAUGCAAGACAUGGACCUUACAGAAAAGUUUGUAGGAAAGAGCCUUGAUGAAAUUGGGAGCAUUCUUUUUGAAGACAUUUUAACAUCUGGUCCAGAGACAUGUUGUAAUGAAAAUAGAGCAGAAAGUCAAGCAGAAGUCGAUGCUGAGCACACAAGUCUUGAAGGUCAAGCAGAAGUCGAUGCUGAGCACACAAGUCUUGAAGGUCAAGCAGAAGUCGAUGCUGAGCACACAAGUCUUGAUGCCCCAGAUGGCUAUGGAAGCAUGGACGAAGAUGACCACACUAUAUCAAAUGGGGAUGAAGAGGAAUUUGAGGGAAAGAGAAAAAGGAAGCCCCCCAAAAAAGGCUGCAAACGUCAGAAAUUCACAGAGGUAGAAACGGAGGAAAUAAAAACUUACUUUAGUGAAUAUCUAAAAAGUGGAAUUUGUCCGCGGAAACAGCAGGUUGAAGAUGCCAAACAGAAAAGUCGUAAGAAAACUGGGCAAAUAUGGAAAAGGUCAAUCGACAAGAUAAUUAAGAAAAUUAGUGCAAUGAAUCAUAAGAAAAAAUAAAAACAUGUUGUUUACUACCGGUACUUGGAUGGAACAUUAUAAGAAUACCUUCGAGGGACAUUGAAAAGUUCAUGCAACAGUGACUUGGCAAAUAUGGGUGAUGUUUGUAUGCAAGUGGUAAUUUUUGUGUAUGCAUUUUAUUUGUUGAAUUGAAACUUUACUUUGUAUAUGUCUAAAGGUGGAAAAGAAUCUGGUAUAUUAUCAAACGUUAAAAAUGCUAAUACAAAAGCUUAGAUACAAUAUUUUCCUUUUUGCUUCAUCGAUGCUUUUGGAAUGUACCUUAUUUAUUUUCUUAUAUACCUGAUUUCAGUUUACAAAUAAUUUAAGUAAAGUUUAAGGUAUAUAAUUAAAACACAUGUUAUGAACAUAAGGUCACAAAUGAAUUUUAGAAGCAAGCUCUAUUUGUCACUACUUAGGAAGAAACAUUUUUCCAAAUAGAUUCUUUUUUCUCCUGUGGUUUUUCUUAGAUUCACAACUUUUGUUAUUUAAAAAAAAGAGAUUGUGUGUCCUUUCCAAAAGUUGCUUAUAAUAUGUAACUUAAGCUGCCAUAUGUAUGGUCCAAACUUGAAGAAAAUGUUUUGGCAAGACCAAUAUGGAAUCUGGGCCAUGUGGGUCCAAAAGCUAGAAUGUGUGCAAAAAUUUACAAAAAUAAUUGUAAAUAUGCUUGAAGACACAUUUUUGAUCCAUUUUUUUUCAAGAUAAUAUCAAGUUUGACAAAUCUUGAGGAAACUUUGUAAGAGUUGUCUAGACAUUUUUAGUUUGAAAUUGUUAGUUCAAAAUACAUUUGCACACACCCUAAGCAUGUUUUUUUGCUAUACAGUUACUGGUUUGUAAUAUUUUAAAAGGACGAGGCAGUUGAAUAAAACACUGACAAUUAGUUUUUUCUGAUGGGAAUGUUUACCAGUAUGAUUGGAAUAAUUUUUGUCAUGCCGCUGGGAUUGAGCUCGAUAUAGUUGCCACAAUUGCACUUGCGUGUCUGUAUAUAUGUUGGUUUAGGUUUUAGGUCAGGAUUGCUUGUCCAGAAUGUAUCGCCCUUAUGCAUUGACACUUAGUUUUUAAAUAACUUGGCAUAAUUGUUCAACACCA
This is a messenger RNA of Dreissena polymorpha, 1764 nucleotides long. RefSeq lists its product as uncharacterized. NCBI's taxonomy places the organism in Eukaryota, Metazoa, Mollusca, Bivalvia, Myida, Dreissenidae. The transcript has 4 exons. The record is from RefSeq and is a predicted model, not a curated record. The coding region runs from base 85 to 678 and encodes 197 amino acids.